ACAACUGUCAAAAAGACGACAAAAAAUCCAAACAAAAAUUGAUUUUUGUUUUCUUUUAAAUAAAAAAGUAUUAUUUUGUUUAAAAAUGUGUAGUUCUUGAAAUAAAUAGUAAUUAUAUAUUGUUCAUACAAAAUACACACUUAUUUCUUCAAACAAACAUGGGUCGAAUACGGUGGCGCUUUCGAGGAAUUCCUAAAUUCUUGAUAUCUAGCUUUAAAAAUCGUUGGAAUUAUAUAAAAACAUGCCUACAUUCCUUGACUUACAAUCAUCACAUGAAUGCCAGCUAUGCCAGUGAUGUUUUGAUGGAACCAGUAUUUUGGUUCGUUGACAAUUACACUUAUUUAUUAGGACCGUUCUUUGUCGUGGGAGUGGCCAUACUUACUUCUGCUGUUGUGUACAUUUCCUAUUGGAUUGGGCUUCCAUUUUGGUGGGAGAGAAGCCAGAAUUUUUCGAUUGCAAUUGUCAUAGUUGGCAAUUGGCUCCUGGUUAAUGUUAUAUUUCACUACGUUAUGGCGGUUAUAACUCCAGCCGGAAAUCCUCCAGAGGAUUCCGUCUUGGUAGAGUCAGUUAGCAUGUGUAAAAAGUGUAUUGCGCCUAAACCUCCUAGAGCCCAUCACUGCUCGGUGUGUAGGAAAUGCGUUUUAAAAAUGGAUCAUCACUGUCCCUGGUUAAACAAUUGCGUCGGAUACGCAAAUCAUCGGUAUUUCUUCUUGUACAUGGUCUACACAACAAUUGGCUGUUUAUUCAUAAUCAUACUCGGUCUAGAAAUUGGAUACAAGUACUUGUGGCUGGAGCAAGAGGAAAGUUGGUCAGAAGUCGAGCCCCUGCUUGGCCAGCCUGUGAAGUUCAAUUUAAGUGGUCACAUUAUUCCAGUCACACACAUAAGUGAAUACGAUGAUAGUAUUGAUGGAUUGCGACCAGCCCAACAUAUUCUGCCCACACCUCCGCCAAGCACCGCCAAUGGCUUGAGUAAAAGACGUGCGGUAAUAUUUAUGGCAUUUAUCAAUGUUGCAGUAGUAAUUGCGUUGGGUUCUCUUACCAUUUGGCAUGCGAAAUUAGUUACAAACGGAGAAACAAGCAUCGAAUCGCACAUAAAUCAAUCGGAAAGGAAGCGUUUUUUGAAGGAAAACAAAAUCUAUGUGAACCCGUAUGAUUUUGGUACGAAGAAGAAUUGGAAACUAUUUCUUGGUCUUGUUAGAGGAAGGUCUUUCUGGAAGAAUGUCCUUUUGCCUUCUAUACAUAAGCCUGAAGGUAAUGGUUUAGCAUUUCAUACUGUUAAAGACGAAUUUCUAUUACACGAUGAAUGGCCAUAAGUUUAGUUUGUGAAAUCUCAACUAGUCAAUUUUAAUUCCUUACAAUUUUUACAUUUUGACUUAGAAUUAAUUUAUUUAAGAAAAUACCAAAUUAAAAAUUAAGAAAAUAAACAAAGUUUUUUGUUCUAAAA
Eupeodes corollae is the source of this 1444-nucleotide messenger RNA. RefSeq names its product palmitoyltransferase ZDHHC16. Bases 159 to 1313 code for a protein of 384 amino acids. NCBI's taxonomy places the organism in Eukaryota, Metazoa, Arthropoda, Insecta, Diptera, Syrphidae. Gene Ontology annotation, molecular function: palmitoyltransferase activity. Gene Ontology annotation, biological process: protein palmitoylation. The transcript is spliced from 7 exons. Gene Ontology annotation, cellular component: Golgi apparatus. The record is from RefSeq and is a predicted model, not a curated record.